AUGGCUGAAGUAAUCGCACAGCGGCCAAACGGUCCUAAUGCCGCCCAGCCUGUAUCUCUGCAGCGUCAGCCGUCCUUCUCCUCGUUCCCUCCCUCGCGCUCGCCCUCUACCCGCAAUGGCCACAACCACAAAGCUCGCUCCCCGCAGCCCCCCAUGGUCCGCGAGGGCGACGAAGACUCGAUACAGUCCUCGCACGACUCGUCGCAUCAGUCCUCCAUGCAGGCCCUACCCAGAGGCGGUAUGAAGCUGCGCUCGCAAUAUCCCGCCGAUGCAAUUGAGAACCAUGUCGAGUACAUACUCGUCGCCGCCUUCGACAUCGACCGCGGCUCCAUCAUGGAACACCAGUACCCGGCGGCAAUCAGUGGAGACGAGACUAUGCUGGCUGAGCUCAUGUUGCCCGAUCAGGCCCAUGUCCGAAGCCAAGACUGGACCAUCUUCUUCCUACACAAGGAUACCACCGCCGAAGAGGAGGAGCGCGAGGCCAGGAGAGAGCGCCGAAGGAGAAGGCGGCGGCGGAAAGAGGGCCUGGACGACGAAGACGACGCGACUGCCGAUACCGAAGAGCAAGACGAUGACUACGACGAUGAGGACGACGACACCGAGAGCGAGGGAGAGCCGGACCCUGAUGGGCCACCGCUGGUCUACGUCUUGAACUUGGUCAACACCAAGCAAGAUAACACGGUGAAGAGAGGCGCCAUCGUAAAAGCCAUGGCGAUAUGCACGCGACACCCUUUCUUGCACAUAUACAAGCCCCUGUUGCUGCUGGCCCUCGAAGAGUACUUCAGGGCACCCGUCCUCGAAACUCUAGAAUCCCUGUACAACUCUCUCAACGCCAUGGACCUGUCGCUGCUGCCGCGACUAUCCCCUCUGGAGAACUUUGUGCUUGGCGCUAGUGACGCCAAAGACAUGUUCGUCGAGAAGUUUGAGCUCAUGGUCCGGCAGCGGAAGAAGCUCGACGCAGCAAGAGACUCUGUUGAAACCUCGUCCGAUCCUCAGUCGCGGAAGAAGACAUACACGGUUCCACGGGACACGCAUGAGUUUGAAUCCAAGAUCAAUUACAACGGCAUCCCCGUCCCCGUCAAGAUACCUACCGCCUUGAGUCCUGAGACAGUGGGCGACUUUUCCCUGAUCAAGCUUAUCCAAACUUUCUCCACCCCUCAUGCGACACAACCACAGCCCUUUGCUCUGCAUCCGCACCUGACCACGAGCGGUGCCUACACUCAUCCCAUCAUUGUCCUCGUCAAUGCACUCCUCACCCAGAAGCGCAUCAUCUUUAUCGGACAUAACCAACCUUCAGGAGAAGUCGCAGAGGCCGUAUUGGCAGCAUGUGCUUUAGCCUCUGGUGGCAUCCUCCGCGGCUUCGUUCGACAUGCCUUCCCAUACACCGAUCUCACCAAAGUGGACGACUUGCUCAAGGUCCCUGGCUUCAUCGCUGGUGUCACCAACCCUGCAUUCUCUUAUAAGCCCGAAUGGUGGGACCUAAUAUGUGACCUACCGACCGGUCGCAUGAAGAUCAGCAAUCGUAUCGAGGCGGCUUCACCAACGGAAGGCUCCAUGUUCUUCCAGCAGCAGGGCCUUCCUCUGAAUGGGCCAGGCGCGCCACCGGCCAACGGCAUCGACGCAACCGGUGACACCCAAUUCAUGGAAAAGCUUCUCGAGAGCAUCGCCAACCGCCACGGCGAGAAUGCUAUUCGAGCCAAAUGGCGCUCGUGGGUGUUGAAGUUCACCCGCAUUGCGGCGGCGUUUGAAGAAACUGUCUACGGCGCUUCUGCAUUGUAUAUUGGCUCUCACGAGACCGAUGUCGGCGGAUAUGGUGUCUCUGGACAUGGCUACGUAUGGCCAGACGAAGGUCACAAGCUUCGAGAACUCGCUGCAAACGUGCACCGUAUCGAGGGCUGGCGCAACACAAGAAGCUAUUACAGUUGCGUCCAGGAUCUGGCGAGGCAUUGGAAUAAGAGACCAGUGCGCGGUUUGGAUAUGGCCCAUCAGCACGACAAGUUGCGCUGCUUAAAACUUUCACAUGAUCAAUCGGCGGCCAUUUACCUUGCACUGGCGCGGUGUGUUGAAGAAGCGGGUGGGCACAGUGAGAGUAAGAAUGCCUCUUCGAGCGACCUAUCUUCCAUGGCCCAGUCACUCACGAUCGCAAAUGACCAUGAGCGUAAAAUGAGUUCCCAGCUUCAGUAUGAGACUAUUCUGCAGCUGCUUUGUGUCAUCCCAGAUGCUGGUCUCUUCUACCUUAGCUUGGGCCUGUUUCACCCUAGACAGGAUGUCAGAAUGGCCGUUGUUAGGUUACUAGAGAGGAUUAUGGAUCACUCUGCUGGCCGACACUACUGGGGUCAACUAGGGCGCUUCGCUAAAUUGGCCUUCUUUAGAGUAAAGAGGGAGGAAGCACAGAAGUAA
Messenger RNA from Alternaria arborescens, 2400 nucleotides. RefSeq lists its product as hypothetical. Lineage: Eukaryota; Fungi; Ascomycota; Dothideomycetes; Pleosporales; Pleosporaceae. The record is from RefSeq and is a predicted model, not a curated record. The coding region runs from base 1 to 2400 and encodes 799 amino acids. The transcript has 2 exons. Gene Ontology annotation, cellular component: plasma membrane. Gene Ontology annotation, biological process: actin cortical patch localization.